GACAGGCUAAAUUUCGGGCGUCAAGAACGACCUGUGAUGAUAAAUAGGCGUUACACCGAUCGCGUGAUACUGGGAAAUAAAAGGUUCGAGGCGGUUGUCAUUCUCUAGGAAGCUGCUGGAACACUUUAAAGGGUCUCAGAAACAAGAAACGAACAUGGAUGUCCGCACCGGUUUCAUCGUUCUGUUCUGCUUGAUGGGAUUCACCUGUGCGGAGCCAGUGAAGUUCCUGGACUGCGGCUCCUCCACUGGAAAAGUGGCCGUGGUGGACAUUAACCCUUGUGCCAGUCAGCCAUGCCAGCUACACAAAGGAGAGUCCUACAGUGUCAAUGUGACAUUCAACAGCGCUGUGGAGAGCCAAACGAGCAAGGCAGUGGUUCACGGCAUUAUUGCUGGAGUUCCCGUCCCCUUCCCCAUUCCAAUGGAAGAUGGCUGCAAAUCUGGAAUCCAGUGUCCCAUCCAGAAGCAGCAGAAUUAUCACUAUGUGAACGCCCUUCCUGUGAAGUCUGAGUAUCCCGCGAUAAAACUGGUUGUGGAGUGGGAACUGAGAGACGACAACAAAAAGGACUUGUUCUGCAUUCGGUUCCCAGUUCAGAUCGUGAGCUAAACUAUCAGCAGUAUGUCUUGAUUAACCAGUGUUUGUUUUUUUUCUUUUAAAAGGGAUUCAGCUUUGAGUAAAAACCUAAACAAGAAUGUAAAUGCCUGUAGUUAAGAUCUCAUUUUAUUCAUUCAUCAAAGUGAUUUUAAGAUGUAUGUCUUUCACUAGUUUGCAAGACUUUGCCACGUGUGCACAUCUUGAAUCCUGCUGAACUAAGUGGCUGAUUUUUGCUGUCAUCUUCCUAACAGUCAGUUUUAAGAGUUGUGGAAUGACAUGGUUCAUGUUUGUGUGAAUGACCCUGAACUACAUUCCACUACAGUGCAAAAGUCUUAUCUUACUGGCUGCUGUGUAGUCAGAAAAGGAACAUACAAUACUGUGGUUGCUAGAACUUUUUGUAAUAUUGCUCACUGACCUUGUACUACUGAAAGACAUUGAAUUGGAAUAUGGAAAUUAAAUUCUAAUAAAGAAAUCUAAUAUGUA
Messenger RNA from Chelmon rostratus (copperband butterflyfish), 1075 nucleotides. RefSeq names its product NPC intracellular cholesterol transporter 2-like. The coding region runs from base 155 to 604 and encodes 149 amino acids. Gene Ontology annotation, biological process: cholesterol efflux; intracellular cholesterol transport. NCBI's taxonomy places the organism in Eukaryota, Metazoa, Chordata, Actinopteri, Chaetodontiformes, Chaetodontidae. The transcript is spliced from 5 exons. The record is from RefSeq and is a predicted model, not a curated record. Gene Ontology annotation, molecular function: cholesterol binding.